Messenger RNA from Heteronotia binoei (common prickly gecko), 647 nucleotides. Its product is annotated as mapk-regulated corepressor-interacting protein 1-like. Bases 107 to 400 code for a protein of 97 amino acids. NCBI's taxonomy places the organism in Eukaryota, Metazoa, Chordata, Lepidosauria, Squamata, Gekkonidae. The transcript has a single exon. The record is from RefSeq and is a predicted model, not a curated record.
GGCCUGGCAGCAGCUAGAGGUACAGGGACCGCCCCGGGCCCAGGUAAGGAGAGCAUCGCCAACCUGCACAUUCCGUGUUUGGGCCAGGGCUGGGCAAGAGGCAGCCAUGACAAGCUCCCCUGUUUCCAGAGUUGUUUACAAUGGCAAGAGAAACAGCAGCCCUCGCUCCCCAGGCAACAGCAGUGAGAUCUUCACUCCUGCACAUGAGGAGAAUGUGCGCUUCAUCUAUGAAGCAUGGCAAUGUGUGGAGCGGGAUCUCCGCAGCCAGAUGGCAGGUGGCGAACGGGGCCUUGUGGAGGAGUAUGUGGAAAAGAUACCAAACCCCAGUCUGAAGGCUUUCAAACCUGUUGAUUUGAGUGACCUAAAGCGGCGGAACACACAGGAUGCUAAGAAAUCCUAAGGUGGCCUAGCGUGGCCCAGCCCCAAGCUCUGGCACGUGGUCACUGAUACAUGAAUUUUAUGACUUUGUGUUGGUUUCCUCCUUUGGUCUGGAUUGUGUCUGGGGCUGGCUCUGAAUUCUCUAGGAAAUAUAGGCUUUGUGCCUUUCCUUCGCAGCAUCCCCUGGCCUGGGCUGCCUGCCUUCAUUCUACAAUUGGCCCCAGGAAUUCUCCUUUUUCCCUAGUUAAUGACAUUUUGCUCUGAUGGUG